This is a messenger RNA of Pisolithus orientalis, 930 nucleotides long. RefSeq lists its product as uncharacterized. The coding region runs from base 1 to 930 and encodes 309 amino acids. The record is from RefSeq and is a predicted model, not a curated record. NCBI's taxonomy places the organism in Eukaryota, Fungi, Basidiomycota, Agaricomycetes, Boletales, Pisolithaceae. The transcript is spliced from 8 exons.
AUGGCUCCGUCCAAUUCAAAGCCUGCAGCAAAGGAUGGUGUUGGAAAUGACAUUGAGGUGAUUGACAGUACCAUUGUUGACACUGUUUUGCAAGAUUCGACGAUUGAAACAUUCCUCUGGACUCAGGCGUGGAGGGUGCCGGGACGCAAACGAUCUCGGUCCGGACUCUCCCUUCGGCAUACGCCGGACACGUGGCGGGAGAUACCGAAGUUACAAUGGGCCCCACCGAGACGGGAUGACGAUGUCCUCCUCACUGACCAGACUCGCUCCCGUCUGCUGGCACCAAUCCCCGCCACUGCGAGCCAGCGCCCAGCCAUGCUAGACCUUAUUAACCGCCUGCGCAAUUCUGAGGCUCAGGGAGAUAUUGACCUCCCUAUGAUUCCUGUUAUCGGCAAUCAAAGUGUAGGUAAAUUAUCGUAUCAUCCCUCAUCGAAUCAAUUUUUGGCAUCGCCCUUCCUCGUUCACAGGGCAGCUGCACAAGAAUGCAAGGUUACGCAAGCAAACACGCCAUGGACUGAGGGUAGCAUCGAGCAAGCUGUGCUGAUGAUCGCUUACGACCACUUUGACCGAGCUGCGGCCCGCGCGAAGGAGAAAAUGGAUUGGUUACUUCGAGUGGAGAGGGCGCCAGCAACCCUGAACACUCAUUACUACUCCGACUAUUGUGACAAGUUCCUCGCUGAAGACUAUGAACAACGCGCUCUCCUCGCUGAAAGAAUGGGAAUCUCGGCGAAAGUCGAUGAUCUGGCCAGAUUGCUACCUUCUAACCUGUUGGAGGUGGCAUCGGGAAUAAUGGCGAGCAUCCAAGGAUAUUUUCAAGUCGCCUACAUGCGUUUCGUCGACACCGAACCCUUGGCAAUUGACCACGAAAUGGUCCGAAGAAUGGAGCGGCCUUCAAGAGGCUCUCCUAGAUGGGUUGCAAGUCAUGAGUGA